AGCAAAGCUUCGGUAUAAAAACAAGAGUAGUUCACGUUUCAAGCAUAUUGGUUAUUUGGUAUACUUCGAAGAGCUAACAUGAAAGGCUUGAUCGUCUUACUACUAGCUGUUGCUGCAGCUUCGGCUAUCCCCAUCGAUGAGGAUAGACAAUCUGGCGAAGGUGGCUGGUAUGUGCCACAAUUGGAUGGAUCCUUCGAAUGGAUGACCGUUGAACAAGUCGAAGCCAUGCGUCAAGCACCAAGUGGUCGUGCCGCUACUGUAGUCUAUUUCCAUUUGUACACCAAGGAGAACCCCACCACACCAGACACAAUAAUUUCGGGAGAUGCCGCUUCCUUGACUGCGUCUCACUUCAACAACGCAAAUCCAACCAAAUUUAUAAUUCACGGUUGGAAAUCGGAUUCUAAUACCGAUCUUAACAGAUUGAUCCGUGACGCUUAUUUGGCAAGUGGUAAAUACAACAUUUUCUCGAUUGACUGGAGCGACAAAGCACAAUCAUUCAAUUAUGCUGCAUGUGCAUUGCGUGUGUCUGGUGUUGGUAAACAAGUAGCUAACUUCAUCGAUUUCUUGUACCAGGAAGGUGGUUUGUCUUUCGAAAAUGUACAUAUUAUCGGUCACAGUUUGGGUGCUCAUGUAUCCGGAAUAGCGGCCAAGAAUGUACGUUACGGACGUAUCCAGCAAAUUACCGGUUUAGAUCCUGCCCUGCCUAUGUACAGUUACGAUAAACCCGCUGAACGCUUAAACCAAAACGACGCCUACUACGUGGAGUCCAUUCAAACUUGCGGUGGUCUUUUGGGCUUCUUGAAACCAAUUGGUAAAUCUGCCUUCUACCCCAAUGGAGGUAAAAGCCAACCCGGUUGUGGUCUCGAUCUUGCCGGAUCAUGCGCUCAUUCGCGUUCGUGGAUGUACUAUGCUGAAGCUAUCCAAAAGAAUAAUUUCCCAGCUAUGAAGUGUGCUGAUUAUGAGAAUGCUGUAGAAAAGUCUUGUGGUAAGACCUAUUCUUCGGUACGCAUGGCUGCCCCCACAAACUUUGUCAACGCCAAUGGUCAAUUCUAUGUUCCAGUGAACAAGAAGGCUCCCUAUGGCAAGGGUAAAAAGUGAUUAUCUUAUAUUCAGAUGUAAUUUAUAUUAGUUUGAAUAAAAAUAUUUAAAAAAUCAA
Messenger RNA from Bactrocera oleae (olive fruit fly), 1156 nucleotides. Its product is annotated as phospholipase A1 VesT1.02. Gene Ontology annotation, molecular function: lipase activity. NCBI's taxonomy places the organism in Eukaryota, Metazoa, Arthropoda, Insecta, Diptera, Tephritidae. The record is from RefSeq and is a predicted model, not a curated record. Gene Ontology annotation, biological process: lipid catabolic process.